ACAAUAUGAGAGUUCAAUAAAAUACCUGUCUGUAUUUACAUACAAAUAAAUAAAUGUAUCGCUUUAUUUGAACUAUGACUGAUUCGAAGCAACCUUAAUAAUUUAAAGAAAAGUAAAAAUCUUCGGCAAUUUCAAACUUUUACAUUCAUUUCAGGCUAGUCAGUAGAAUUGAGAAUUAAGUAAUAUUUAAAUCAGAUUUCUUCAUAAAAAAAGUUCCGUUGCCGAUACUGCAUUAAAUCAUGGCUGACACAAAUCAAAGAUCUCUUCGAACAGAACCAAUUCAAACUUCAAAUGGCCAGCCGGUUUAUCAAAAUCCUGAAGUUGGAAGACUUCCUGAUAAUGGAUACGUUAGAAUGGACAGGCAAAAUGAAGCUCUUCCUCCGCUACCCAACCAGAAUUCUGAUUGCAAAAAAGCGGAGAAACUAAAAAAAAGUUUGAUGUGGACAGUUCUUACCUUUUCUGUGUUUGUGAUAUGCAUGGCAGGGUUGUUGGCUUGGUGCUUGUAUAUGGUUCUGGAGCAAAGAUAUGGAACUAUUAUGCUGAACGAGACAGAAAGCAAGACAGAAAACGAUUCAUCUUUAUUUAUUCCCACCACAAAUACACCGGAUGAAAAUUUGCCCAAUAAAGCAGUUUCAGCGAAUGUUACAACACAAACUAAAACGCUGGUUGAUGCAUUUGCACUUCUCAAAAAAGCUAAUAUUAAGAUGAAAAGUGCAAUCCGUGUCUCGGGUUGGUACGUAGCAAAAAAUAAUAAGCUGUAUAGAAGAUAUCGCAAAAUGGUAAACUAUACGGAAGCAAAAGAAAAGUGUGAAAUGGUCGGAGCAAAAUUAGCAUCUACUGGAUUGAGAGACAAUCGUAUCAGAAAUGAAUUGAAAAAUAGGGGACUAGCUCCCGAAAUACUGAAUUCCCAUACUUGGAUCGGCUUACGUAAACAUCAAAACAACUUAUGGAUAUGGUCGGAUGAUAUAAUUGCAAACGAUAGAAAUACAGAUUGGGGUCUGUACGAACCAAAUAUGUACAAUGGGUGGACCGAGGCAUGUGGAGAGAUAAAUAUGAGCGGGAUUAAUGACAGAAAUUGCUCAUUGCCAUCUUCCUUUUUGUGCGAAGCAUAAUUAAUCUGUGGUAUAUAAGUAACAAUUUUUUCAAAUAUUACAAUAUUUUGCUAUUUACUUUAUUUUGCCUCGUCUUGAUUCUUGUUUGACGAAUCUAAUUUCUUGCUGUGUUUAAAUAUUCACACCACACCAUGUAAUAUUACUCAAAACGCAACAAAAGGUUUGUUUAGUGAAGUUUGAAAUAAAAUAUUGUUGUACUUUUUAAUUAUUUUAUCGAUUCUUAUUUUAUGAAAUUCAACAAUACUUAUUUCUGAAAUAUUGCUUUAAAUAUUCAAACUAAAAUAACACGUAAGAAUGAGAAACGCUCUAUAGUAUCUUGUUAUCUACUGUCGUACCUAAAAAUAGAAUAUUUUUGGGAAUACCUUAGCGUUAAACUUUUCCGCAAUUUUAUCUGCUUGUCUGGUGUAUUGAGAAAGUCAUUUCUGCCAUUUCAACAUAGCGGAUGCUAAAUUUAUCUUUAAUAAAACACAAGAUUUGCAAUAAUAUCAUGUCUGAAUAGGUUCACUCAUGUGGGUAUUAUAUACUUAAAUAGUGAUCAACAUUGGGGGUAAGCAUAUAAAAAAUUGCUCAUUGUUCGAGCAUAAAUAAUUUAUUUAUAAUGCUUUCCGUUAUGUUUAUUAUUACAAGCUGACGUUGUCUAUGUAUGAUGUAAGUGUGUAUUAUAAAACAGAAGAAAGAACCUUUUGUUGAAGACCGGUUUGACAACUUAUAUUUUUAAAUCUUUCUUAUAUAUGUCCCAUAAUGGCUUAAUUUGGUGAAAAUUUUUGUAUUUUAAUUAAGAAUUAGAGUAUUUCCAAUAUGACUUUAGAAUUUUUGUAUUUCCAAAAUGAAUUUAAUGCACCAUAUAACCAAAAAUGCUUCUGUGUUCCAUUAUUAUAUGAACAUACAUGACUCGCAUAUAACUAAUCUCUUAUUGCGCACCAAAAAAAUAGUCAAUUUUUGUAAUGCAUUUUUUACGCGAAUAACCAAAUUGACAAUUCUUUUAUGCGAACUUGAUUAAAUUAAUCAAUGUAUGUGAUAUAUAUAUUAAAAUAUCGUUAUAACAUUA
Molecule: messenger RNA, 2160 nt
Organism: Styela clava
Lineage: Eukaryota; Metazoa; Chordata; Ascidiacea; Stolidobranchia; Styelidae
Source: RefSeq, a predicted model, not a curated record